GUUGAUUUAUCCUGGCAAAAUUUCUCAACCCAAAGAGCUGGCGUUUUUAAUUGGAUCUCCGUCUAUGUUUGUUUCUUUGAUUGCAUCGCAUGUCGUCUCAGAAUCGAGGUGCCCCGGGCACCAUUAAACCAAAAGCAGUAUCUGUGAAUAACCUCUUCUCUGGACGUAAUCUCGCCCCCGGGCAAAGGGGCAACGACCCCAGCCGAAAUGGCAUGCAAAGUGUUGGAAAAGCAGCAAAUGUGGUCCGCCGCAUGCCACCGCCAGCGUCUUUGCCUUCACUAAGAGCCGAGAACAAUGGACAGGAUCCGACUACACCAGUGGUUCCACAAGGAGGUACUGGAUGGAGCAAGUCUGACAACCCAAACGGAGCCGCCGAGCCGCCUCAGACACCGACGAAUCAGGCGCCUGCAGUGCCUCCACCACCACCACCACAGCCAGCCAACGACUUACGACCAUCGUGGCUCGUCGCCGCCAACGCCGAGCAACAAGCGAACAACAGCCAGGCUAGAGAGUUUCCCUCACUGGCUCCACCCGCCAACGACUCCGAUAAAUCAAAUAACAAGUGGGAUAUCACGUCAUCAUCACUUGCCGAAAAGCUCACCGACAUGCCGAACGGCGAGCAAUUCGAAGGAGGAGUGCCCAUCCGAUUUCUGGGACCCAAUACUACUGCUGCUUCAACUGCCGAAUCCGCUUUUAACGCGAAAUCCGGUUCCCAAAAACCACAACCACCCACCACUGCCAACGGCAGUUCCACCAAAUACAAUAAAAUUAGCGACGACGAAGGGUUCGACUCGCAGGACCGCGAUCGAAACUAUUCAACGGAGGAAGGCGGCUGGUCGCCGAACGGCUCGCCGAGCCAGACUGUCUGCUAUGGGCCGGAUAAGGAUACGGAAAACGAGUAUCGAUCCUACUUGAGGAACGACCUUCCCCAGUUCCGGACGAGCGAAAUUCGAAUUCUGAAGCGAGCCACUGAGCAACUGCUACUACAGGAUAUCAGUGACGACGAAGAUGAAGUUCAAAUGACACGACUAGACAAGCCGUCACUUUGUAUUGUGAAGCGCGGUGGAGAAAUCAAGCCUCCGACCGUUGCAAAGCAAGAUAGAGAGAAAUCUGUACAAGAAGCUAAAACUUCACACCCACCUGCACCAGUCAAGCCUCCCAAGGAGAAGAAGCUUCGAAAAGAAGGAAAAUCAUCCAAAAAAGAAAAAGAUGUAAAAGAGAAGAAGCAGACGGUACCGCCACCAAAUCCCGGCCCCGCUCCAGCGCCUGCUCCAAUUGCGAUUGACACACCGCCAGCUUCGGAGAAGACGACUCCAGCUGAAGAAGUUCUUCCAGCUCCGCCACCACAAGAAAAUGUAUGGGCGAAGAGGAAGGAGGAACGGGAAUCUUUGGAAAGAGAAAAGGAGAAAUCUCUAAUGCCACGUGUUAUGCAACAAGCAAUCGAACAACAUUUCCCAAUGGUCCAUGACGCUGCCACAAUCAAAGUGAACAAGGAAUCCACCAGAAAAUCCAGUGACACCGAGUUUACCCGCGCCGCUAUCCGAGCUCGCAAACAAGCCACGUCAAACGAUGUGAGGAGACUGAUGAACUCGGAGAGCAGUGCAAAGAUGAAAAUGAAUCGCAUGGGAAAUCAAGAGAAUUAUGGCUCUGAAGAGAAAGUCAAUGGAAAGCAGAAUGGAGGCUUCACCAAUGGAUAUAAAGCCGCUCAGAACGGUGCUCUUCGCAAUAAUCAGACAAAUGGACGGUUUGCGGAAAAUAGCCACAGAGAGCGCAAGGAUUCGCACCGAAGCAAUGUCUCGUCUCACCACUCUGACGACGCAAAAAAACACAUGAAUGGUCACAGCAAGAAAAAAGAGACGGAGAAGCUAAAAGAAAAUGGAGAUGUGAAAAAGUUUAAUAUUGAGGAUUGUUCGAAUGUGAACAUUGAAAGUUGGGCGGAUGAGAUGGAGAAUAUGGAUGGGUUUGAAGAAGUGAAUAGCAAGAAAAAGAAAAACAAGACAUUGGCGGAGAAGCAAAAUGUGCAACAAUCAAAGUCUCAAUUGCAAAAUCACACUCAGAACCAAAGCCAGAAUCAGAGCCAAGACCACGAGAAAAACUCGAAAACGAAACCAAAAGACCCGAAACAAGGAACUCGAUUGUUUGUACCAAAAGCGCUUCGAAAAGAAGCCGAUGAUCUCCCUGCAAACGGGCUACUAAGCCCGCAGAGUGUAGAAACCAAAGAGAAAAUUGCGGCGGCGAAAUCCAACGGAGAUGUUUUCAAGAGUGACGAGCAGUCGAAAGGUUUCUGGGAUUCCUUGACACCGGAAGUCUCAACCAUCCCGAAGAAAAUGACAAAGAAGCCUGAAGGACAACAUGUGGAGUUUCCGAAACCUGUUGGCAAAUCUUUGGAUAUUACUGGAUAUGAUUUUACUUUCGAUCCGCAAUUACAGAUUACAAAUCCAAUCAUUUCUGACCGUGUUGCCAUUCAACAAAUGCUUUCCGCUGAGAACGCUGCCACUGACGAUGAUUCACACCAUCGAAGAAAUGUGCUCAAUGAGCUACGACAAUCAAUUGAUGAACUGGGCCCUGUUGCGAUGGCAAAGGUGUCUCAGGAGUACAACGAGGUGUUCUCUUGCCGGCCGAACAACAACAAUGUCAGUUUGGCACCAUUCUCCAAUCACUACUCAUCUUUCCAACCACUAUUCAACACGGGAGACGCCCCGCUCCUCUACCCAACCGCCGCACCUUCACCACCAAUGAGCUACCUCAAUAUGAUGAACUUUUCAAAUUUGAAACGGCAAUCGGGAUAUGGUGCGCCGGAGAACGGGCUUCUCGGACGUAUUCCGAACAGCCAGGCGGCCGCUGCUGCAGCUGUGGUCGCUGCACAGCAACAAAGAAUAUGGAACGGUGGAGCGGCUCAUUUUGAUAUUAACUCACUUGCCGGUACUCCACCAGCAAACUAUAGUUCCAAUGGAUCCUAUGGAUUCUUUAAUAAUGGCUCCAACGCCAAUGAGCACCGAGCUCCGUUUGGCGGGCUUCCAAACGGAAUGUUAAAUGGUAUGGGUAACGGUCAAGCGCCUUAUUUCGACCGUACCACAUUGCCACCGGCAAACUUGGCUGUUGGAAGUCAACGACAGUUUAGUGGCAACAUGAAUCGUCAACAACAACAACAACAACAACAACAACAAUCAUCGGGACAGUCGCACCCGAUGAAUGGGAUGGGCAACUCAAAUGGAGGACCACAAUUCCCACAACAAAACUUCACGCAACCACCGCCACCAGUGAUGAGGUUUCCGCCUUCAAACGGAACAUCUCACCAAGACAACGGUCCAUUCUUCUUCAACAACGGUAACCGUGCACCAAUUGGCAGACCGCCAGGUCUCUCGGCGGCCGGGCACUCUGCACAACUGGAUAUGAUUUGGUCGAACUCCAACAACAGCUACUUUGGUAAUGCGGGUCAUUCCAAUAGCAGCUGGAAUGGCGGAGCUGGAGCUGGCGCUGGAGGAGUCGGCGGUGUACAGGCGGCUGGUCCGCUGAGACAGAACGGCUACAAUCAGCGUCAAGUUCGCGAUAAUCAACAAAUGAACAACCGAAUGCGGCCUACACCAGUUCAAGGCAAUCGGCAAUAAUUCAAGCUACUGACUUAUUAUUUCCUUCUUUAUAUUCUUAUUUGAAUUCCUCGAAUUCCUACUUUUCCCCUUAUUAUUAUUAUUAUUUUCUUCCAAUUGUGUCUUCAUUAUUUUGUCAUUAUAAAAACACUCACCGCCCUCAUACACAAACACACCCACACACACACCAACCACUCACGCUACGUCUCUAUUUGAAAGUUUUAUUUUCAAAAAACUGGCUUCAAACCUCCCCGAGUCUUAAUUGUCUUCAUUUUGUCAAAUUAUUUUUUUGUCUUCGUCUCAUGUUGUUCGAGUAAUUUGUCUGAAAUCGCAUUCCUCACAAAAAAAAUCAAUAAACUUUUUCAAAGUCA
Messenger RNA from Caenorhabditis elegans, 3958 nucleotides. RefSeq names its product BAT2 N-terminal domain-containing protein (gene F52G3.1). NCBI's taxonomy places the organism in Eukaryota, Metazoa, Nematoda, Chromadorea, Rhabditida, Rhabditidae. The transcript has 15 exons. The record is from RefSeq and is marked reviewed. The coding region runs from base 90 to 3608 and encodes 1172 amino acids.